Molecule: messenger RNA, 2620 nt
Organism: Strigops habroptila (Kakapo)
Lineage: Eukaryota; Metazoa; Chordata; Aves; Psittaciformes; Psittacidae
Gene: ADGRG4
Product: adhesion G protein-coupled receptor G4
Exons: 20
Coding region: 161-2539 (792 amino acids)
Biological process (GO): adenylate cyclase-activating G protein-coupled receptor signaling pathway; cell surface receptor signaling pathway
Cellular component (GO): membrane
Molecular function (GO): G protein-coupled receptor activity
Source: RefSeq, a predicted model, not a curated record
AACUGAGAGAGCUCCUGAUUACUAUGAUGCAAGGAACCUCCUUGAAAACUGGUUCAGUAUCAUAUUUACUGGAGAAGAAUUUGGUGUGACAAACUUUAAAGUCAGGGUUAAUUAUCAACAAAGCAGUGUCUAUAACUGGGCUCCUGUGAAGCGCAAGCAGAUGUCACAAAGCUACAUCUGUAAGGCCAUUAUAAAGGCCACAUCACUUGAAACACAAGAAGUGCCGAGUCUCAAGAUCAAACAAUUGUUGAAUGACACUUAUGAAGAGGGACUAUUAUCCUUACACGUGAAACCUGAAGAUGUGGCUGUCAAGCCAAUAGCACUCACGGAUUGUCCAGAAAGCUUUUCCCUCACAACCUACAAGGGGAAUUAUUCCUGGCCGCUAACAGAGCCAGCGGCCAAAGCGGAGGUGAGCUGCAGGAAAAACCCACUGCAGUCUGCUGAGAGGAGCUGUGGAAUUAAUAUUGACCUUGAGCAAGCUUUUUGGGAGAAACCAGAUUUGACUGAAUGUAGAUUACUGGAAGAACUCCCAAAUAAUAUCUUAGACCUCCAAGAUAUCACAGUAACACAAGAGAAUGCACAAGAUGUUGUAGAGCAGAUUUUAUACCUCUUGCCAAAUGCAGUCCUGCGAAUGGAAGAAAUAGAGAUCAUCACAAGUAAAGUUUCUGAGAUCAUAAUGCUUGCAGAUGUGAGCAUGACACUUGCGGAGUCUCUAUUGUCUAUACUAAACUAUAUUUUGCUGCAAGAAACAGAAGAUCAGAACAUUAGAAAAGUGACCAAUAGUAUCCUGAAGACAACUGAGGAGUUAGGCUAUAAGGUGACUUAUACAGAAAGAAAUACAUCAGUCAUAACCACUUCCAUGGCUUUCCUGGUGACACGUCCAGAUCCCAGCAUGUUUGGAGGAUUGGCCUUUGGCGUUACCUCCUACAACAGAGGCCUGGAUCUCAAGAUCAACAUUCAACAAAACCCUUUCAAAGAGGCCUUGGCCUCGGUGUUUUUGCCAGAAUCACUGAAGAAAUUCCUCAGGAUCGAGCACUCUGACCCAGACAAGCAUGCCAAGAUCCAGUUUAAUUUCUUUGGCAUUACUUCACUCUUUGUGGAUGUCAGCUUAAAGAAGGAGAGGUUGAAUACUUACGUUGUGAGUGCCAGCAUUGAAAAUGCAUCAAUUCAGACCCUUAAGGAGCCUGUGAUUAUUACUCUUCAGCACAUAGAGCAUAAUACGGGUAAUGCAGCAGUGCACUGUGUCUUUUGGGACUUCCAGAAGAACAAUGGACUGGGUGGUUGGAAUACGUCAGGGUGUGAAAUAGAUUCUACAGAUUCGAAUUACACAAUCUGUUUUUGUAACCAUCUUACCCAUUUUGGAGUGCUACUGGACUUGGCCCGGACAGAGCUAGAUACCACACAGGAUCGUAUAUUAACUCUGAUAAGCUAUGCAGGAUGUGGUGCUUCUUCCCUGUUUCUGAGUAUAACACUGGUGACAUAUCUGGCCCUUGAAAAGCUGCGGAGAGACAACCCUGCAAAACUCCUGCUCAACCUUUGUGCCGCGCUGCUGAUGCUGAACAUGGUCUUCCUCACCAAUUCCUGGCUGGCCUCAUUCAACCAGCCAGCUCUCUGUAUCACCGUGGCUGUGCUCCUUCAUUAUUUCCUCCUUGCUGCUUUCACAUGGAUGUGUCUGGAGUCUGUUCAGUUUUACUUGGCUCUUGUCAAGGUUUUCAAUGUUUAUGUCCCAAAGUACAUCCUAAAAUGCUGUAUUGCUGGCUGGGGAAUACCAGCUCUUGUCAUUUCUAUUGUGCUCAUUAUAAAUAAAGACUUCUACGGCGAUGGAUCACGUUCAGAGAGCAAUCCAUUCAGCAAUUUUUGCUGGAUUCAGGAGAACACAGUGUUUUACAUCUCCGUUGUGGCCUACAUCUUCUUCAUAUUUUUCAUCAACACAGCCAUGUUCAUCACUGUUCUCCUUCAAAUCCACUUCAUGAAAUCAAGGACACACAAGAGAUCCAGGUUCUGGAAACGAGGUUUUCUCCAAGACCUCAAAAGUGCUUUCAGCUUGAUGUUCCUUUUGGGCUUAACUUGGGGCUUUGUCUUUUUUGCCUGGGGAGCAGUGAGGAUAUUCUUCUUGUAUCUCUUCAGCAUCUGUAACACUUUGCAAGGGGUCUUUAUCUUUGUGUUUCACUGCCUAAUGAAGGAAGAAGUAGUGAAGCAGUGCCGAGUACACUUCUGCUGGGGGGGACGUCAGCUGAGUAACUACUCUGACUGGAAUGGGUCAGGUGCAACUCCUGGAUCUACACCACAGCGUUUAAACCCCAACUCACCAUCCCAGGCUAUGUGGAAUCUAAAUUCUGAUGGAACAAGUUCCAUGUUCAAUGGUUCGGAUUUCCUUCCCGGGACUUCUCCGGAUAGACACUUUAGGAUGGCUGAAGUUCAUUCCAACCCCACUGCUGUGCCUCCAGAAGAUGGUGAGACCAAACACCCUUGCUCACGAAGAAUAUUCCCCAUGGAUUCAGGGCUGCACUAUUCACCGGAAGCAACAUUUCUUCGUUGAUACUGAAUUUGGUUUCUUCUGAUUAUCUAAGGAUGGUUCUUUUUUGUGGCAUGUAGAAAUAAACAUUGGUCUAAAUAAUGA